AUGGGUAGCUGUGAUUCUGAUGAUGAUGAUGAGCAACUUCUCUCCUCGAUUCUUGGAAGCCAAAAUAAAGUUAAACAUAUGGAUUUGUCUAAAGGAGGUGUUGCUAGCACAAAAUUCAAAAAUAAUAUGAUGAAGUUGAUUCGUACCCAUCAUAUGGAUAUUUUAUUUUUAUGUGAGCCUAGAAAUAGUGGUGAGAAGGCUUUGAAUAUUGCUACCUCUCAAGGGUUUGCUUGUGUUGAAAUCGUUGAUUCAGUUGGGUUUUCUGGUGGUCUUUGGUUGAUGUGGGAUGAUAGCAGAGUGCAUUUGGAUAUCAUUGGGACUUCUGAUCAGUCUAUUACAGCCUGUGUGUCUUGGAAGGACCAAUCUCCUUGGUUGUUAACUGUGAUUUAUGCUAAUUCUAGUGGGUUUAAAAGGGAGAAGCUUUGGGAGUAUUUGGAUUUUGUUGCUACCUGUCAUCAAUUGCCUUGGUUACUAGCUGGUGAUUUCAAUGAAAUGCUAGGGGUUGAUGAUAAGUUGGGAGGUGCUUCUGUGAAUAGGUUGAAAGGGUUUAAAAGGUGGUUUGAUGAUAAUAAUAUGAUGGACUUGGGUUUUUAUGGGGCUAAGUUUACUUGGAGAAACAAUAAAGUUUUUGAGAAGCUUGAUCAUGCUAUCUUUAACAUGAAGCCUUUUAGAUUCGAGGCAAUAUGGCUGAAGCAUGAACACUUCAAUGAUUUAAUUGCUGCUGUUUGGGGGAGUUCUGGCUCUGCUAUACAUAAGACUUUGAAUUUGAUUGAACCUUUAAAAAAUUGGAAUUCUACUGUCUUUGGUCACUUAAGACAAAAGAAGGCUAGACUUUUGGCUCAUCUUGAUGGGAUUCAGAGGGCUUUAUGUCGGGGUCCUAAUCUUUUCCUUAAGCAGCUAGAGAUUUCUCUUAUGGAUGAUUUUAAUGAAGUCCUAGACCAUGAAGCGUUGUUUUGGAAGCAGAAAUCUAUGAUUAAUUGGUUGCAAGGGGGUGACAGAAACACUAAAUUUUUCCAUCUCACUACUGUGAUUAGAAGUAGGAGGAAUAAAAUCGAGCGGCUUAAAAAUAGUAAUGGCUUGCUUGUUAAGGAGGCUGCAGGCAUGAAGGCUCUUGCAAUGGAGUAUUUCUCGGGUCAGUUCAACCAAGUGCAGGUGGUUGUCCCUAACAUGGUCCUCCCUAAUUUGUUUCCUAGUAUUAGCAAUGAUGAUUUGGCUUUGUUGGGUAAGAAUAUUGAAUUGGAUGAUCUUAAAUAG
Messenger RNA from Prunus mume (Japanese apricot), 1254 nucleotides. RefSeq lists its product as uncharacterized. Lineage: Eukaryota; Viridiplantae; Streptophyta; Magnoliopsida; Rosales; Rosaceae. The record is from RefSeq and is a predicted model, not a curated record.